UAGCUUUAUUUAGUGAAACAUAUAAAGAUGUUUAUAUUUGUAAACUUAUUAUCAUUGCUUACUCUAAGAGAUUGGAGGAGGAAGGGCCAGGAUUUUCGGUUAUAUGAACUUUCCGGAAAUUGUUAACCAUUUCGGUUUUCUAGAUGAGCCUCGCUUUGAAAAGCGUCACUUUCGGACCACAGACUUAGUCAUUUCAGAGAAGUUUGCUGUCACUUUGAAUUGUUGAACAAAAAUCAGUGCAUAGAUUGACAUAUUUUGAAUUGUAUGUGUUGAGUGAUAUUUUCUACAUUGCCGGACGAGCUUCCACUAUUUACAAUGCCAAAAAGAAAACCCUCCGCGUCUACCAGUGGUAAAGGCAAGGCAACAACAUCAUCCACUAGCGACGACCACAGGUUGGCGAGCAUCAUCGCCAAUGCUUUAGUGCAGAAUAAGUCUGCACUGAAGGAAGUAGCCGCCUUAUUACCACCAAUGACGAUAGAACCAGGCAUCCGCCCCGACGGUACAGAGGCGGAAUUAACAGAACCGGAUCAUGCCGUCCAAAAGCAGCCGCGGCUGGGUAACAGAGGCUUUGGAACUGGCUCCUCACCUAAACAGGGACCCUGUACCAAUUCCACGAGAAAUGUCACCAUGGAUAUUGCUCACGUGAAGAAGUCCUUGUUGCAUUCUUCUCUGGCUCCGGGAACCCAUAAAGCUUACGAUCGGUUUUGGGAACGGUUUCUAUGCUUUGUUUCUACCAGUGUUGUCCAUUUCUCACCCUUGCCUGCCACACCUGAUUGCAUAUCAGAUUUUGUUGCACAUCUACACAUCUUGGCUUUUGCACCAUCUUCCAUAAGCAGUCAUUUAUCUGCUAUAUCUCACUUCCAUAAUAUAUCCGGUUUCACAGACCCUUGUGAAAACUUUAUUACUCGCAAGAUGUUAGUGGGAUGUAGAAAGAUAAACCUCCGUUCAGAUACACGGAAGCCAUUGCUAAAUAAUCACAUUCAAUUACUCUGUCAAGCAGUUAAAGAAAUGUUCGCUCAUGUUCCAUACCUUAAAUACUUAUAUAUGGCAUUAAUUUUGACUGCCUUUAAUGGUUUUUUCAGAUUGGGAGAGCUCCUUCCUGCCACAAUCUCUUCAGCAGAUAAAGUAGUUCAAAUAACUGAUCUAUCAUCUUCCUCUAAAUCAGUCCGGCUUAAACUACUCAAUCACAAAACAAAUAAGUCUGAUAAGCCAACGUUAAUUCUUAUGAAAUCCUUACAAACAAAUUGCCCUGUAAAAGCAUUAAAUAAUUACUUGUCUAUGCGGGGACAGUCUGCUGGUCCUCUGUUCUUAUUAGCCAAUAACUCGCCCUUAACAUUACCUUCCUUUCGGGAGGUUUUUAAGUUACUCUUACGUUUAGCAAACUUAUCACCAGUUCACUACAAACUCCACAGUUUCAGAAUUGGAGCUUGCACUCAAGCAAUUCUUUCUGGUACACCCGAAAAUGAAGUAAUGCGCAUGGGCCGCUGGAAAUCUAAUGCAUUCAAACGUUACAUUCGAAUGCCAGUUGUUAAUGCCACUCACUAAUAAGCAUGAUAAAUUAUAGAACUUGUAUUACUUUGUAAUGUACAUUCAUAACCAAUGUUUGUGCACUGGUUUUAAGUUGCAACACCUGAUUCAUUAUUAAUAUGUGUGUCAUGCCACACUGUAAUCAUACUAGUUAGUCUUAUUUUUCUGCCAUAAGCUGUAAUGUCAAACUGAUAUUUUGCACAGUAUUAAGAUAUACUGCUCACUUGUGCAUACCUCAUUCCCCCCUUUUAGUCCAUUGCUAAUACGAAAUACCUUCUUUCAAUAUUUGGGUGUACUGAUUAAUAUGUGUCAUUCAACUACAGCCUGUUUACAGGUUUCAUAUUUACAAACAGUAUUGGGGUGUACUGUUUAUUAUUGAUAAAUUGUUCAGCUUUUGGCAUCAAACUGCAACUUGUUUGUAAUUUCAUAUUUUUAAACAGUAUUGGGGUGUACUGUCCUUUUGUACAUUGUUAAACUUAUGUCAUUCAACCACAACUUGUUUGUAGAUUUCAUAUUUCUAAACAAUAUUCACAUAUACUACUUAUAAUAGUGUUUCUAUUUUUAUUUAAUUGCCUUAGACUUUACCAAAUUGAUUGUUUUUCACAAUAGUGCAUAUAUUUCUAUUAUGUACAUGCUGACUGCCUAAUGUAAUUGCUUAUUUGGAAAUACUUUCAUCUUGUUGUUGAAACAAUGUAUUCUUGAUUCAAUUAUUAUUUGUUAAAUUGUCAUAUUGCUGUGCCUUGCUUAUACAUCUCAAAUUCUAACAAUGUUUACUGCAUUAAUUGUUUCAAGUUCACUUUUAUAAAAAAUUUCAUAGGUCUUCGCCUAACUUUUUCCUAACAGUAUUGGGGUGUACUGUUACUCGAUCUGACAUGCAUUGUUUUGACUAUGUACAUUUGUAAAUACCUAAGUUGUUUUAUUUCAACCACAUUAAUUGUUACAUUAUGAGUUCAACAUAUUUCAAACUGGAUACAUAGAC
Messenger RNA from Ruditapes philippinarum (Manila clam), 2506 nucleotides. RefSeq lists its product as uncharacterized. The transcript is spliced from 4 exons. NCBI's taxonomy places the organism in Eukaryota, Metazoa, Mollusca, Bivalvia, Venerida, Veneridae. Gene Ontology annotation, biological process: DNA integration; DNA recombination. The record is from RefSeq and is a predicted model, not a curated record. Bases 316 to 1545 code for a protein of 409 amino acids. Gene Ontology annotation, molecular function: DNA binding.